This is a messenger RNA of Nannizzia gypsea CBS 118893, 1080 nucleotides long. Its product is annotated as alpha-ketoglutarate-dependent sulfonate dioxygenase. The transcript is spliced from 4 exons. Bases 1 to 1080 code for a protein of 359 amino acids. Gene Ontology annotation, cellular component: cytoplasm. NCBI's taxonomy places the organism in Eukaryota, Fungi, Ascomycota, Eurotiomycetes, Onygenales, Arthrodermataceae. Gene Ontology annotation, molecular function: 2-oxoglutarate-dependent dioxygenase activity. The record is from RefSeq and is a predicted model, not a curated record.
AUGGCUCCCGCGAUAGCAAACACUACAACGGUCCCUUUUACAACGGCCUCUUCCACAUGGAAGGCUCCGCUUCGACGAUCAGGUGCUAUUGACCAAUACGAAAGAGAGGAUGUGACGCCCAUCAUUGGGACCGAGUUCCCGAACGCUAAGCUCGCAGAUUGGAUCAAAGCACCAAAUGCGGAUGAUCUACUCCGUGAUCUUGCGAUCCUCAUCUCUGAGCGAGGAGUCGUCUUUUUUCGCCAGCAAGACGGGCUCAGUAAUACCGAACAAAAGGAGUUGAUGCAACGCCUCGGUGAAUUGACCGGGAAGCCACCGACUAGCCGGCUUUCAAUCCAUCCAAUCUUUGAACAAGGAGCCAAUGACCCGGAAAUUAACACCAUCAGUGCGGCUCAAGACAACAAGCUGCGUUCAAUUGACUACUCUGUUUCGAUCCCAAAGAAGCAAAGUUCUGCCCACUGGCAUUCUGAUGUCGCAUUUGAGCCUGUUCCUGCGGAGUACACCACGUUGAGGCUGACCGAGGUCCCAAAGACAGGUGGAGCAGACACCUUGUGGGCCUCAGGAUACGAACUAUAUGAUCGCAUUAGCAAGCCAUACCAACGCUUCCUAGAAACCCUAACUGCUACUUGCGCCCAGCCCGGAUACAAUAAGGUUGCAGCUACCGGUAAAUUCAAGCUCUUUGACGGACAGCGUGGAGCCCCAGAGAAUGUUGGAUCGAACUUCUCCUCGGUCCACCCCGUUGUGCGCACAAACCCGGUGACAGGAUGGAAGAGCAUUUACUCUGCAGGAUUUCAUGUGCAAAAGAUAAAUGAUCUCACCGAGGCCGAAAGCAAGUCACUACUUGACUGGUUCUUGAGAUUGAUCAACGAGAACAACGAUCUCCAGGUCCGCUUCAAAUGGAAGAACGCAAAUGAUAUGGCUAUCUGGGAUAACCGUUGUGUGUUCCACACCGCCACCUUUGAUCUCGAGGGUAGGGAGGACAGGUAUGGUGUUCGUGCAGUUGGUGUCGGAGAGAAGCCAUUCUUUGAUGAGAGAAGCAUGUCGCGAAGAGAAGCACUUAAGGAGCCCGUGCAAGCUCUCUAA